Messenger RNA from Lycium ferocissimum, 816 nucleotides. RefSeq lists its product as uncharacterized. Gene Ontology annotation, molecular function: zinc ion binding. NCBI's taxonomy places the organism in Eukaryota, Viridiplantae, Streptophyta, Magnoliopsida, Solanales, Solanaceae. The transcript has a single exon. Bases 1 to 816 code for a protein of 271 amino acids. The record is from RefSeq and is a predicted model, not a curated record.
AUGAAGCAUCUUUCUAAAAACCUCCGAAAGAAUUUCCAAUGUGGAGAUUCUCUUCAUGCAUACUUUAAUGCAACAAAGGCAUAUGGUUACGAGGAGUUCAAUGAACCUUUUCAGGAAUUCAGGAAUAAAAGCCCUGAAGCAGCUCAGUGCCUUGAGUUUGAGAUUGGAUUCAAAAAGUGGAGCAGGGUACAUUUUCCAGCCAACAGGUACGAUGUUCUCACCACAAACAUUGCCGAGUUGCUUAACUCAAUGUUGAGGGAUAAAAGAGAGUACCCCGGGUCUGCCAUAUUCACUUCCAUUUCUAGGAGGUUUGCUGAAAUCUUCAGGCAGAGGCAUACAGAUAUCAGCGAUUCAAAUAAUUUAUUUGUGCCUUCGGCUGAAAUAACAUUAAGGGAAAAGAUGACUGAGGGCAAUUCCUUGUUUAUCACUAAUAUAAAUGGGAAUACCGACGAGUUCACCGUAGUCGGCAGUGGCAGAACUGCCGAAGUCAGUCUACCAAACAAAACAUGUUCUUGUAGAGAAUAUGACUUAGUGAAAUUACCAUGCACUCACGCGAUGGCAGCCUUGAGAUUGAAGUAUGGAAAUGGAUAUGGUUCAAGCAUCUACAAGUAUUCUUCACCGAUGUAUAAAGUUCAAUCUUACAUCCAUGCAUUUGCUGAAACUAUCAAUAUAGUCCCUCCAGAGUCUGAAUGGGUUGUGCCCAAGGAGUAUGCAAAGAUGGACAUUGCUCCAUCUCCUUAUGAGCUAAACUUGGAAGGAAGAGAACAAAGCGCAUCCCUAGCAUCGCGGAAUCCUUUAAGCCCAGAGGACGUGUAA